UCUGGACAGAGGCUGACAACAUGGAGCUGGCAAGCAUAAUCUCCCUCUUCUUGGUCGCCUAUCUCUCCUGCCUCGUCCUGCUGUUCGUCCGGAGGAAGUCCUCUGCCAGGGGCCGGCUGCCUCCUGGACCCUCUCCUCUGCCUCUGGUUGGGAACUUCCUGCAAAUUAAGGCAUUCAAAACCUUGUCUUCCCUCCUCAAGCUGCGGGAAAAAUACGGCCCCGUCUUCACGGUGUACUUUGGGAACCGCCCGAUUGUGAUCUUGUGUGGCUACGAAGCCGUGAAGGAGGCCCUGAUUGACAAGGCGGAAGAAUUCUCCGGGAGGAAAACCAACCCGACCCUGCAGAGGACCUUCCAGGGUUACGGGGUGGUCUUUGCCGAGGGGGAGCGCUGGAAGCAGCUGCGCCGGUUCUCCCUGACCAUCCUGAGGAAUUUUGGAAUGGGGAAGAAAUCCAUCGAGGAGCGGAUUCAAGAGGAGGCCCAGUUCCUGCUGGAGGAAUUUCAGAAGACCCAAGAGAAGCCCUUCAGCCCCAUCUUCUUCCUCAACUGCUCCGUGUCCAACGUCAUCUGUUCAAUCAUUUUUGGGAAUCGUUUCGAUUACAAAGACAAGGAAUUUCUGGCUCUCAUGAAGAUGAUGAAUGACAGCUUUCGGCAGAUGAGCAACAGCUGGUCUCAGUUCUACGAUAUCUACGCCAACCUCCUGAGAUACUUCCCAGGGCCCCACACCAAGAUCUAUGACAUCCUGGAGGACAUGAGGCUUUUCAUUGCCAGGAGGGUGAAGAAGAACAAGGAGACCCUGGACCCCAACUCUCCCCGGGAUUAUAUUGACUGCUUUCUCAUCCAGAUGGAGAAGGAGAAGGACAACCCGAACAGCGAAUUCAACCAGAAGAACCUGGAGAUGACCACCCUCAACCUGUUUUUUGCCGGGACAGAGACGGUCAGCUCCACCCUGCGAUACGGAUUUCUGUUGCUGAUGAAGUACCCUGAAGUGCAAGCAAAAAUGCAGGAAGAAAUUGACAGUGUGAUUGGCCAGAACCGGAUCCCCAACAUUGAAGACCGGAGCCACAUGCCCUACGUGGACGCAGUCAUCCAUGAAGUGCAGCGGUUCAGCGACCUCAUCCCCAUGAACGUGGCCCACGCGGUCACCCGUGACACAGAAUUCAGAGGCUACCUCAUCCCGAAGGGCACAGAAGUCUUUCCCCUGCUCAGCACCGUCCUGCAUGACGGCACCAAGAUUAAAAGCCCCGAAGGGUUCCACCCGGAGAACUUCCUGGAUGAGAACGGGCGCCUGAAGAGGAACGACGCCUUCGUCCCCUUCUCUGCAGGGAAGCGUGUUUGCCUGGGGGAAGCCCUGGCCCGGAUGGAGCUCUUCCUCUUCUUCACCACCAUCCUGCAGCGGUUCCAGCUGAAGCCUGUGGUGGAGCCCAAGGACAUUGACCUGACACCCGAAGAGUUCGGCUUUGCCACCAUCCCGCCCCUGUACGAGCUCUCGGUCGUCCCCCGCUGAGAGAAGGGAGCCAAGCGGGUGGGCGAGUGCGCCCCACCUCUGCACUCCUGUGCUUUUGCACCAGCUGGACUUUCGGGGGGGGGGUUGUUUGCACAGUCUCCUUCUCUGCAACCCCCCCAGGGGCCAGGAUCUUUGAGGGGCUGGGGAAAGAUGCCUCUUCCAGGUGUUUGCCUUGAAAAUAUAAAGCUUUGCGGGGAUGCAGGUGA
Pantherophis guttatus is the source of this 1711-nucleotide messenger RNA. RefSeq names its product cytochrome P450 2G1-like. The record is from RefSeq and is a predicted model, not a curated record. Gene Ontology annotation, molecular function: arachidonate epoxygenase activity; iron ion binding; oxidoreductase activity, acting on paired donors, with incorporation or reduction of molecular oxygen, reduced flavin or flavoprotein as one donor, and incorporation of one atom of oxygen. Gene Ontology annotation, cellular component: intracellular membrane-bounded organelle; cytoplasm. Gene Ontology annotation, biological process: xenobiotic metabolic process; epoxygenase P450 pathway. NCBI's taxonomy places the organism in Eukaryota, Metazoa, Chordata, Lepidosauria, Squamata, Colubridae.